This is a messenger RNA of Puma concolor (puma), 675 nucleotides long. The record is from RefSeq and is a predicted model, not a curated record. Lineage: Eukaryota; Metazoa; Chordata; Mammalia; Carnivora; Felidae.
AUGGGUCUGCGCCGCGCCAAGUGGACGGAGACGGAGAUAGAGAUGCUGAGGGCUGCUGUGAAGCGGUUUGGGGACGAUCUUAAUCACAUCAGCUGUGUCAUCAAGGAACGGACAGUGGCCCAGAUAAAGGCCACCGUGAAGCGUAAGGUGUACGAAGACUCCGGCAUCCCUCUUCCCGCCGAGUCACCCAAGAAAGGGCCCAAGAAGGUGCCAUCUGGUGUCUUGUCGCCUCCUCCAGCCGCCCCUCCACCAAGCAGCUCCAGUGUCCCUGAGGCCGGGGCCCCCCCCGUAAAGAAACAGAAGGCCGAUGUGACACUCAGCGCUCUGAACGACUCGGAUGCCAAUAGUGACCUGGUGGACAUUGAAGGGCUAGGAGAAACCCCUCCGGCCAAGAAACUCAACUUCGACCAGGACAGCCUGACCCUGGAUUCUGGCCUUCUCGUGACCUCUGCUGACCCUCCUCUGCUCUCUCGCUGAGCCUUCCACCUCUGACCCCUCUCACUGUUCACCCUGGACCUGUGGAUCGCCUGGGACUCUGAGCGGGCCUGCAGAGCACGGCCCACGAGGCUGCUGGGGCUGCGCACUCUGCUGUUCCCGUAUGAGCGUCUACCCCCAGCCCCUUUGACCUCCAUCGGACGGACGUUUUUAUACCGAAAACAAUAAAGAUUCUCCUCU